Molecule: messenger RNA, 6620 nt
Organism: Tupaia belangeri chinensis (Chinese tree shrew)
Lineage: Eukaryota; Metazoa; Chordata; Mammalia; Scandentia; Tupaiidae
Gene: GSK3B
Product: glycogen synthase kinase 3 beta
Exons: 12
Coding region: 542-2014 (490 amino acids)
Biological process (GO): regulation of microtubule cytoskeleton organization; negative regulation of TOR signaling; cell differentiation
Cellular component (GO): cytosol; axon; nucleus
Molecular function (GO): ATP binding; tau-protein kinase activity; beta-catenin binding
Source: RefSeq, a predicted model, not a curated record
GCCGCUGCCGGAGCCGCAGCGUUUCCCGUCGCAUCUCCGAGCCACCCCCUCCCUUUCCCUCCCUCCUUCCCUCCCAUCCCCCUUCUCUUCAAGCGUGAGACUCGUGAUCCUUCCGCCGCUUCCCUUCUUCAUUGACUCGGAAAAAAAUCCCCGAGGAAGAUAUAAUAUUUAAAGUACUUAUUUUCAAUCAAGUAUUUGUCCCUGUUUUAUGUGAUAUAUUUUUUUAGUUCCUCCCCUUUCCUCCAUUCCCAAGAAAAGGAGGGGAAAGAAUUGCUAUUUUUUUUUCUUAACCCCCAAAUCAUCUAUGUGUUAAAUAUCCGUACCGAUCUGUCUAGAAGGAGAAAUACAUUGCUCGUUUUUUUCCUUUUUUUUUUUUUAAAUCGCUAUACAAAAGGAGUGAAAAGCCAAGAAGACGAAGUCUUUUUCUUUUUCUUUGUGGGAGAACUUAAUGCUGCAUUUAUCAUUAACCUAACACCCCAACAUAAAACAAAAGGAAGAAAACGAGGAAGGAAGGAAAAGGUGAUUCGGGAAGAGAGUGAUCAUGUCAGGGCGGCCCAGAACCACCUCCUUUGCGGAGAGCUGCAAGCCAGUGCAGCAGCCUUCAGCGUUUGGCAGCAUGAAAGUUAGCAGAGACAAGGAUGGCAGCAAGGUGACCACAGUGGUGGCAACUCCUGGGCAGGGUCCAGACAGGCCACAAGAAGUCAGCUAUACAGACACUAAAGUGAUUGGAAAUGGGUCGUUUGGUGUGGUUUAUCAAGCCAAACUUUGUGAUUCAGGAGAACUGGUUGCCAUCAAGAAAGUAUUACAGGACAAGAGAUUUAAGAACCGAGAGCUGCAGAUCAUGAGAAAGCUAGAUCACUGUAACAUAGUCCGAUUGCGUUAUUUCUUCUACUCAAGUGGUGAGAAGAAAGAUGAAGUCUAUCUUAAUCUGGUGCUGGACUAUGUUCCGGAAACAGUAUACAGAGUUGCCAGACACUACAGUCGAGCCAAACAGACGCUCCCUGUGAUCUAUGUCAAGUUGUAUAUGUAUCAGCUGUUUCGAAGUUUAGCCUAUAUCCAUUCCUUUGGAAUCUGCCAUCGGGAUAUUAAACCACAGAACCUCUUGUUGGAUCCUGAUACAGCUGUCUUAAAACUCUGUGACUUUGGAAGUGCAAAGCAGCUGGUCCGAGGAGAACCCAACGUUUCGUAUAUCUGUUCUCGGUACUAUAGGGCGCCAGAGUUGAUCUUUGGAGCCACUGAUUAUACCUCUAGUAUAGACGUAUGGUCUGCAGGAUGUGUAUUGGCUGAGCUAUUACUAGGACAACCAAUAUUUCCAGGGGACAGUGGUGUGGAUCAAUUGGUGGAAAUAAUCAAGGUCCUGGGAACACCAACAAGGGAGCAAAUUAGAGAAAUGAACCCAAACUACACAGAAUUCAAAUUCCCACAAAUUAAGGCACAUCCUUGGACUAAGGAUUCGUCAGGAACAGGACAUUUCACCUCAGGAGUGCGGGUCUUCCGACCUCGAACUCCACCAGAGGCAAUUGCACUGUGUAGCCGUCUGCUGGAAUAUACACCAACUGCCCGAUUGACGCCACUGGAAGCUUGUGCGCAUUCAUUUUUUGAUGAAUUACGGGACCCAAAUGUCAAACUACCAAAUGGGCGAGAUACACCUGCACUCUUCAACUUCACCACUCAAGAACUGUCAAGUAAUCCACCUCUGGCUACCAUCCUUAUUCCUCCUCAUGCUCGGAUUCAAGCAGCUGCUUCCACCCCUACAAAUGCCACAGCAGCCUCAGGGUGUUACAGCAUCGCUCAUGCUCUCUCUGGGGAUUUUGGAUUGCAGAUGCUAAUGCUGGAGAUCGUGGGCAGACCAACAAUGCCGCUUCUGCAUCAGCUUCCAAUUCCACCUGAAAAGCCCCGAGCAGCCAGCUGCACAGGAGAAACCACCGGUUACUUGAGUGUCGCUCAGCAACACUGGUCACGUUUGGAAAGAAAAUUAAAAAGAGAAAAAAGAAACAAAACCUGUUCAUUUUAGUGUUCAAUUUUUUUAUUAUUGUUGUUGUUCUUAUUUAACCUUGUAAAAUAUCUAUAAAUACAAACCAAUUUCAUUGUAUUCUCACUUCGAGGGAGACCCAGGGGGUGGGAGGGGUUGUGGGGAGGGGGAAAGCGGAGCACUAAAACACACAAUCUCUCUCCCACGACAAUCUUUUUUUAUCAAAAGUCUGCUGUUGUAUACUUAAAAACAGGAUUCCUGCCUCAUGCCCCUUCCACAAAAGAAGAAAACCUUGUUCUGUGCUGAAGUUUUAAUUUGAACUUUGUUUUCUUUUAAAGUCUAGUGUCAGACUUUGAUAUAAUGCACAGCUUGAAAUUGGUUGGGAGCUUAGCAGGUAUAACUCAAUGGGGACUUAAAUGUCACUUGUAAAAUUAAUCCAUAUCCUUGGGUAUUUGAAGACUUGCCUUUGGCAUGUUGGUGGCAGAUGUGGCAGACCAAAAAAAAGAAGUGUAUCACCCGUAACCCAGAGAAGUCAGUAAAGUCUGGGAACUGUAAGAGGAAGAUUCUUAAUUGACAUGUUAAGGUUUCAUUAGGUCUUGCUCUUAAAUCAGUGCUAGUGGCAAAGGAGCCCGUGUGGGAGGCUGCCAGGAGGAGCAGCAGGCAGAGCUGCGGCAUGUGCACCACGGUAGAUCUGUGUUUGCCUGACCAAAAGUUCUCUGCAAAUCUUAGUACAAUUUAAGGUAGCGACCUAGGAGGAGACUGCGAAGUGUUGAGCAGGACACUCUGGCUGUGAAGGUCGAAGGCCAGAGAGCCGAGAGGAAGGGGACAGGCCGGGGGCACAUCUGACCACUGUGAAUGAAUUUGUCCAGCAGUUUUUUCUAAAAUCGCUUCCCUUGGAAAGAUACACUUGAGAGGACAUUAUAGUUAAAUAAUGUGAACUGUAGCCGUCUACUGGUUUGUUUUUUAUGUUUUGUAAUUGAAAAUUGAGCUUGUAGAAAUUGCCACAUUCUUACAUGUAGUUCUGAUUUUAAAUCCAAAUCUAGAAUCUGUAUUUAAUUUCAGCUUUUUAAAAAUUCAUGCUUUUUACAUUUAUUUAUUGAUGCAUGUCAGAUAAACCAUUAUGAUUUUAGAUGGCAGGAAUAUUAAAAACUACACAUCGAUAUAAACAGCCACUUGUACCUGCUGACUUUUUAGGAAAGCCGAUUAUAUAAAUGUGUGUAUAUAUGUCAUAUAUACAUAUAUUCAAUACUGCCUUUUUUCUUUCUUCCUUUUUUUUUUUGGCCUAGAGUAUCAAAAUUGACUGGUUGAAGCAUGAGAAGAAUGUUCCCCCUACAUCCAGUUAAGAGUUCUCGUUUCUGUUUUCUUUGUGUAUCAGUGAAUGGUGUAAGACUCAGUCUCUGUUCUGAAGAAAAAGCAAUAUUCCUUGGAAAACAAGGAGGAUUGAAGGGUUAUGUUUGGAGUGAGGAAAUAGAUUCUUACAACUAGUUUGUUUUAUACUGUAAGGUUGGUAUCUGUGUGGGCCUUAUAUACUCUAAAAUGAAACUUAGUCACCUUGGUGCUUAUGGGCCAUUACUUGACCUAUGAAUCUUUAAGGCACAAUCAGUUGUACUUUACAUUUAAAGAUCACGUGAGUGAUGGCCGCCUUUCCCUCCUAUCCGCUCCUUGUCCACACACCAUCUAAGGUUAGCUGAUAACGUGUAGGGCGGCAGAGCUGAGCCCUAGGUUGUGUGCAGCCUCCCUUCAUUCUCCUCAUUGCCACCUUGGGCCAUGGUAGGGGUCUCGCCCUCCUGGUGGUUUGGAAGUGGAGUCUCUCGGCAGCCCUCACACAGGCCCCUAGUACCUUGUUCUGCUUCUCAACUGUGUGCGAGGCUCUCCGCGUCGCACUGCCUGCUGAAGUGAACCAGUACCCAGAAAGACGACCGUGAGCCAUCUUCGUUUUCAUUCACUGUUCAACUAAGCGCUUAGGCUACAAAAGGGGUUUCUCCAACCUCUGGUUAUAGCAGAGUUCAUGAGAAAGGAAGCGUGCUCAGUCAAACCAAAUCAAACCAAUUGGGUUUUGCAUUUUGAGAGAUGAUGAAGAUUCGAAAGAAAUCUGAAAUCAAAGUAUUUGGCAGCAUAAUUCCUUAAAGGGAAUGGCUUUAAUAGACCAUUUUCAGGAAGGAUUUAUGAAGAAUCUGAACAGGCAGGUCUAUGACAGAGCCGUGGACCUACUUUCAGAUCAGACUGCCCAGCCAAACAUUUAGAUACAGACACUGCUCUGGACUUGGUAUACUUGCUAGAGUCCAUAAAAAUCAGUGCUUGUUUUAGGAAACGACCCCCCCCCAGGAAAAAAAGGGGUAAGAAAAGAAGAAAAGUUAGAUGCUUUUCUUUCAUUUCAGUGUGUGUGUGCGUGUGUGUGUGUGCGCGUGUGUGUGCACGCGUGCAUGUGUGCGUGUGUAGGCUGAGGUGCAUGAUUUUUCUUUCUCAAAGAUCAUGGCAGGAUCACAGAACUCUUUUAUACAAGUGAGAUCCAGGUCUCUGAAUAUCUUUUUGUAAAUAAUAAUAAUAAUAAUAAAAAGCUCCUCACCAAAUUCAAGCCUGUACAUUAUAUUUUCUUUCAAUGUUUUUAAAUUUAAGUUUUAUUGUUUUGUAUGUAAAUAUGUGGACCCAGGAACUGUUAUUAAUGAGCAAAAAGUUACUGUUCAGGGCAGUGAUUCUGUUUAAUAUAAUCAGACAAAAUGUAGACGAGCUUUUUAAAGCCAUAUAGUUUUAACUCUGUACAGUAGGUACCGGCCUGUAUUAUUGUAACAAUAACUCUAGCAAUGUAUAGUGUAUCUAUAUAGUUUGGAGUGCCUUCGCUUCCAUGUGUUCGGUUUUUUGUUUGUUUUCAUUUUUUCAGUUUGAAUUGGUUUCCUUUAUCCAUGUCUCCCUGUCCAUCUCCUUUCCUUUCGAAAUAACAACUUACUCAUAACGAUAUCUUUGUCCCUUCCACAGUUAAGUUUCAAUGAUACCAUGCUCAGGAGUGGGAAGAGGAAACCAUGCCCAUAAUCUCAUUUCAUUCGAGCCCUGCCUUUGUUUUACUUCUGAACAUGUGUCUCCUCCUCAGUAGCAGUGACGGGUUUCAUUUCAUGCUUAGUCCCUUCAGGGACUUAGUGUAGCACCCAGGAGCCCUAGAGCUGGAGGAAAUCAAAUAGAUUAGAUUUUGCUCGUCUCUUCCACAAGCCCUAACCAUGGGUCUUACAGCAGAUUCGGGGAGCCUUCCAUGUUCUCUCUCUCCUUACCUACUUCCCUCCCAGAUGAGAGAGAGAAUUGGUUUUUUAUAAAUCGAAGUUUCUAGUAGUAUCGGGUUUUGAUACGUCAGUGGUCUAAAAUGCUGUAGUGCAAUUACUAGCAGUUACUGCACGGGUGCUGCCGUGCUGAUAGAGGGCUGUUGUUUUAACAAGGGAACUCUUAGCCCAUUCCCUCCCUCCUGCCAUCGCUAUCUACCCCUGUUCAAUGAAAUGUCAUUUCAUGUUUUUAAACCAGUUCAGUUCUUACUGUGUGCCCAACAUGAAGGCUUUUUGUGAAUGAAAAAAAAAAAAGUAUUUGUUUUGCCUCCAACUACUCCAUCUAAGAUGUCUUGAAUAGAAGGAAAAACAAACUACCAAACCAAAGGUUGCUAUUUUUGAAACAUCAUUUGUUCAUUCCAGCGAGGCAGAAGACUGCACCUUUUUUUCCAGUGACGUGUCGUUUUCAGAAGUCCUCUUAAUUUUUAGACACAUCUUUUGGGUUUGUGUUUUAGUGAAGUAUGCCUAACCAGCCAUCUUGUCUGCAUCAAUGCAAAGGUUUCUGAGAGGACUGUUGUAUUCUUCAUCCCUGUGGAUAAAAGACACUGGCAUUUCAUUUAUUUUUCCCUUUCCUUUUUAAAGGAUUUAACUUUGGAAUCUUCCAAAGAAAGGUUGGCCAAUGCCAGAUCCCCAGGAGUUUGGGGUUUUUUUUUUCUUUCUUUUAAACCAAAAUUGUAUCUGAUUCCUGUUGCUCACGUUUGUUGGUGUCAGUGAGCAUCUGAUCACAGAGCCACUUUUCUCUCACAUAGAAAAGUAAACCAAGCAUGCUUUACAAACAAUCUGUUUCUGGUAGAAACCUGAGCCACUGAAAACAAGAAAGACAACUAGAAGCACAGUAGAGUCCCAGCCAUAGGUCUAGCUUUGAGAGGCUUUGAAAGUAAUCCUGGGGGUUGGAUUAUUUUCACAAGGGUUACGCCGUUUUAUUCAAGUUUCUCGCUCCGUUUUGCACCUCUGCAAUAAAAGCAAAAUGACAACCAGUACAUAAGGGGUUAGCUUGACAAAGUAGACUUCCUUGUGUUCAUUUUAAGUAUUUUUUUUCUUACUAUAUCUGUCUACAGGCAGAUACAGAUAGAUGUAUGAAAAUGUGCUUGCCUGUAAAAUUUGCAUUUAUAAAUGUGUUGCCGAUGGAUCACUUGGGCCUGUACACAUACCAAUUAGCGUGACCACUUCCAUCUUAAAAACAAAUCUAAAAAGCAAAAUUUAUUAUUAUUAUUAUAUAUAUAUAUAUAUAAAGGACUGUGGGUUGUAUACAAGCUAUUGCAAACACUUGUGCAAAUCUGUCUUGAUAUAAAGGAAAAACAAAAUCUGUAUAACAUUAUUACUACUUGAAUGCCUCUGUGACU